Cavia porcellus (domestic guinea pig) is the source of this 435-nucleotide messenger RNA. Its product is annotated as phosphatidylinositol N-acetylglucosaminyltransferase subunit Y. The coding region runs from base 16 to 261 and encodes 81 amino acids. The transcript has a single exon. NCBI's taxonomy places the organism in Eukaryota, Metazoa, Chordata, Mammalia, Rodentia, Caviidae. The record is from RefSeq and is a predicted model, not a curated record. Gene Ontology annotation, biological process: GPI anchor biosynthetic process. Gene Ontology annotation, cellular component: glycosylphosphatidylinositol-N-acetylglucosaminyltransferase (GPI-GnT) complex.
UAAAUGCUUUAAAACAUGGAGGCAGGUAGUGGGUGGGGAAGAAGAAUGUUUCUGUCUCUGCCUACCCUGACCAUGCUUAUUCCACUGGUCUCCUUAGCGGGCCUGUUCUACUCGGCCUCUGUGGAGGAAGACUUCCCGCAGGGCUGCACGAGCACGGCCAGCCUUUGCUUUUACAGUCUGCUCUUGCCCAUCACCAUCCCAGUGUACGUGUUCUUCCACCUGUGGACCUGGAUGGGUAUUAAGCUCUUCAGGCAUAAUUAAGGCAGCCACAGCCAGGAUGGCUACCUGUGUAAGUCCUAAGCACCUGUCCCCGACAGCUCAGCGGGGUGAAAAUACUGGAGACCCGUUUAGUUUGGAGGAAGUUGCUUUGCUUUGCUUUGCUUAACUCGGGUUUAGAACUAAGAGGCUUAAGCUGCAGAAGCUCUGACUGGACUU